This is a messenger RNA of Parastagonospora nodorum SN15, 201 nucleotides long. RefSeq lists its product as hypothetical. The transcript has 2 exons. The coding region runs from base 1 to 201 and encodes 66 amino acids. Lineage: Eukaryota; Fungi; Ascomycota; Dothideomycetes; Pleosporales; Phaeosphaeriaceae. The record is from RefSeq and is a predicted model, not a curated record.
AUGUGCGCACCCUGGUGUGGAAUAGCACGACGCGUUUGUCAAAGACCAAUGGCACGGCUACGAACGACAAGAAGGGCUUGCGCUCUCGACCGCGACCGUCACCAGCUGCCAACUUUUGAACCCACUGCGCCUGGCCCUACAAAAGGCUCAGAAUCCUUUGUCGUUCAAGAACUGCUCGUCAUUACCUCCUUCUUGCCAUAA